Plasmodium cynomolgi strain B is the source of this 648-nucleotide messenger RNA. RefSeq lists its product as hypothetical. The record is from RefSeq and is a predicted model, not a curated record. Lineage: Eukaryota; Apicomplexa; Aconoidasida; Haemosporida; Plasmodiidae. The coding region runs from base 1 to 648 and encodes 215 amino acids. The transcript has 2 exons.
AUGGCAUAUUUAAAUUAUAUACCUCCUUAUAGUAAAUCAAUAUAUGAUGACAGUAGAUGUAGAUAUUUGUAUUAUUGGAUAUACCACGAUUUAUUAGAGAAGAAUAAAAGUUAUGAUGAUGCGUUUAAUGUGUACAGUAUCUUCCUGACAACAUAUCUUGAUAAGGAUGGAGAAGAUUCCCAUAUAUGCCAAAAAUAUACGGAGGAGAGUAAGAAAAUAACAAUUGAAAAAACGGCUAAACUAAUAGAACUGUAUGAGACAUUCAAUAAUAAUAACAAUGCAUUCACCUGUGAGUGUGCAAAAAAAUGUUCAGAGUUAUAUUAUAAGUAUGUACAAGAAUGUCCUAAUGAUAAUGACUAUGAUUUCUGUAGAAAACUAGAGGAUUUUAAAAGUAAAUAUGAUAGUCGUAUGGCAUCAUUUGUUAAAUGUACAGAUGUACCAAAUAAAUUACCACCAGCUUUAAAAAAUAAUAUUCAUAUUGCUAUAAUUCCAAUGAUCACACUAACAGCAUUGACCUUUUUUAUUUGCACUGUACAAGAUUAUACUUAUUAUUACAUAUUUUACAAAAAUUAUAAUUAUAAACAUUAUACAUUUAUAGUUCAUAUUAUUUAUCUGAACAAUAGUUUACUCCAAUUGGAUUACGAAUAA